AUGCUGCUGCUGGGCCGCUCCGCUCUCCAGCUGCCAGCCUUCUGGUGGUACCUCUUCCUCACUGCCGAUGCCCAGGAGGUGGCCACCUUCACGGUGCAGUACCGGGUGUUCGAGGAAGUGCCGCCGGGAACGCUGAUCGGGACCCUGGCCGAGCACUUCGAGGGGGGCGAGAGCGGCGACGCGGCGGACACCUUCCAGCUGAUGGAGACCCCCGGCCGGUUCCCGCUGCGAGUGGGGAGCGGGGACGGGGCGCUCAGCACGGCCGGCAGGGUAGACAGGGAGCAGCUGUGCCGGCACAGCGAUGCCUGCUGGGUCUCCUUCGAUGUGCUGGCCGCCCGAAACCUGGCCCUGAUUCACGUGGAAGUUCAGGUGCUGGACAUCAACGACAACGCGCCGCGGUUCCCCACCCCCGAGCUGGAGCUGGAGAUCUCGGAGAGCGCAUCCCUGCGGACGCGCAUCCCGCUGGACAGAGCCCUAGACGCUGACGCCGGCCCCAACGCCCGCUGCUCCUACGCCCUCUCCCGCAGCCAGCACUUCGCUCUGGAGCUCGUCCCCGGCUCCGACGGGACGCGGCACGCCGAGCUCGUGGUGGUGAAGGAAGUGGACCGGGAGCUGCACUCCUCCUUCGACCUGGUGCUGACGGCCACGGAUCACGGGGAGCCCCCCCGGUCAGGUACCGCUUUAAUUAAAGUCGUUGUCCUCGACUCCAACGACAACAGCCCCGUCUUCGCGGAGAGCUCUCUGACGGUCGAGGUGCGGGAGGAUGCUCUGCCCGGGACCCUCCUCGUGACGGUCACGGCCACCGACCCCGACCAGGGCCCCAACGGGGAGAUCGAGUACAGCCUGAGCCGGCACGCACCCCCGGAGGUGCUGGGCACCUUUGGCAUCGACGCCCGCACGGGCAGCGUCGUCCUGAGGCACCCUCUGGACUACGAGGAGACCCAGGCCUACGAGCUGGACGUGCAAGCCCGGGACCUGGGCGCCAACCCCAUCCCGGCUCACUGCAAGAUCCUGGUCCAAGUGCUAGACGUCAACGACAACCCUCCCGAUGUCCACGUCACCUGGGCCGCCCGGGCACCGGUGCUCUCCGAAGCCCUCCCCAAAGACAGCUUCGUGGCUCUGGUGACAGCCAGCGACCCCGACUCGGGCAGCAACGGGCAGGUGCACUGCUCCCUCGGCCAGGGGGCCGAGCACUUCAGGCUGAAGCGGACCACCAGCCGCAGCUACGUGCUGAUGACCAGCGCCGCGCUGGACAGGGAGCUGCGCGCGGAGUACAACCUGACGCUGGUGGCGCAGGACCAGGGGGAGCUCCCCUUGGCCGUGCUGAAGCACCUCACCAUCGGCGUCAGCGACGUCAAUGACAAUGCCCCCUCCUUCGAGAAGGCCUCCUACGAGGCUGCUGUGGCUGAGAACAGCGAGGCUCCUGCCUUCCUGCUCACCGUCCGGGCCACCGACCCCGACCUGGGCUUCAAUGGCGAAAUCACCUACAGCAUCCCGGACUCCUCUGCUCUGGGUCUGGUCUCGAUCGACCCCACCACUGGGGACGUUUUUGCCCUCCAAGCUUUUGAUUACGAGCAGGUGAGGAACCUGGAGUUCCUGGUGACUGCGGAGGAUGGUGGUCACCCCAAGCUGGCAUCCAACGUGUCCCUCAGGCUGGCCGUGCUGGACCGGAACGACAACGCGCCCGUCGUCACCGCGCCGGCGCUGGUGGGAGGGGUGGCCACGCUCUCUGUCCUGGUCCACGCAGAGACUGGGUGCUUCUGGGUGGCCCCUGGGAACGGCAGCACCCAAGGGACUGCAGCAGUGACCAACGCCACGCUCAUGUCAUGUGCUGGCACUCCUCUGCUCUUCACUAUCGCGGCCAGGGACGUGGACUCUGGCCUCAACGGGGCUCUCCGGUAUGAGGUGGUGGGGGGGGAUGACGUUGGCCUCUUCAUCCUGGACCCUGUCUUGGGGCAGGUCUUCCUCAAUGCCAGCAAUGCCAGCAGCCUGGCAGGCAGUGAGCAGGAGCUGGUGGUGCGGGUGAGCGAUGCUGGGGACGUGCCCCUGCACACCCUGGCCCGGCUCCGCUUGGUAUUCCGGCGCCAUGGGUCCUUCUCCAAGAUCUCGGCCCAGGAUCCCGGCUGGCUGAGCUCCUCUCUGCUGGUCAUUAUCUGCCUGGUGGCUCUCCUGGGCGGUAGUCUUCUCCUUUUGGCUUUCACCCUGUCUUUGAGGAAGAAGGAGAAGAAGGAUGGCAUGGCCUACAACUGCAGAGAGGCUGAGGAUGCCCGCAGGCAGCAGCAGCUCAAGAAGCCACACAGGCAGAUCCAGAAGGCAGACAUCCACCUCGUCCCACUGCUCCGGGGCCGGCCCCGGGAGGAUGAGCCUCCCCACUCCUGCCAGGAGGAUCUGCCUGGUGUGCCUACCCCAGCACCAGGAAGCUCCCCACCAGCUCCCAUUCACCUCACCCCCACUCUUUACAGGACCCUGAGAAAUCAGAGGACCCAAAAAGACUCAGAGGAGGAGCAGGAGACCUUCAACUUGCCCAUCCUGCAGCGCCGGCCCUGCCAGCCCCACAGACCUAAAAAUUCAGCCAAAGAAGCUGUGAGCCCCCCGGAUGCACCACCACACUCCAAGUGCUUGGUGAAGCCACUACAGGGGCCCAUGGAAGGGCCCCUACUGGCACCCAGCCAGCCUGUGGGUGCUGGGGAACCUGGGCACCCCCAGCCCCACCAGCAGAUCCUCAGGAGCCUGGUCCGGCUGUCACUGGUGGCACUGGCAGAGCAGAGCCCCAGUGGGGAGUUUGCCAUGGAGUCACCACCAGUGCAGCAAAUCUCCCAGCUGCUCUCCCUGCUGCACCAGGGCCAAUUCCAACCCAGGACAAACCACAGGGGGAACAAGUACACGGCCAAGAAUGGCAGCAGGGCUGCGGGGCUGGAUGCUGACUGCCUGAGCACCAAGGACAGCGGACACGGCGAGAGCGAGGCGGAGGAUCGUGACUCCGAGAGCGGCUUUGAGCUCUCCGUGCAGCAGCUGGUGGGAGAGGAGCUGGAGACCCUCUUGGAGCCACAGGCAGAGCUGGCCCUCAAGAGGCUGACAGCUGCUGACCCAGCAUGGGUGGCUCGGCUCUCCUUGCCCCUCACCAGCAGCUACAAGGACAACGUCUUCUGCCCUGACUCUCCACAUUCACCUCAGGAUGAGGAAGCUGUGAGGCAGGAGAAACCGAGGACCUUUGAGACCUUUGGCAAAGGUGCUGGGGCCGACUCAAACGCUGCUGGGACGAGACUGGCCAGCACUUUCCUCUCAGAAAUGAGCACCCUCUUUGAAAUGAUUUUGUCCCAGAAGGUCCAAGUGCACAACGAAACAGGCUCAGGGCUGCUGCGGCAGCUGUCGGCGCACGGGAAGAGCCUGGCACUGGAGGACAGCGCUCCUGUUGUGUAG
This is a messenger RNA of Indicator indicator, 3420 nucleotides long. RefSeq names its product protocadherin 12 (gene PCDH12). The transcript has 4 exons. The coding region runs from base 1 to 3420 and encodes 1139 amino acids. The record is from RefSeq and is a predicted model, not a curated record. Gene Ontology annotation, biological process: homophilic cell-cell adhesion. Gene Ontology annotation, molecular function: calcium ion binding. NCBI's taxonomy places the organism in Eukaryota, Metazoa, Chordata, Aves, Piciformes, Indicatoridae. Gene Ontology annotation, cellular component: plasma membrane.